Colletotrichum spaethianum is the source of this 2772-nucleotide messenger RNA. RefSeq names its product protein SMG7. The record is from RefSeq and is a predicted model, not a curated record. Gene Ontology annotation, cellular component: telomerase holoenzyme complex. Gene Ontology annotation, molecular function: telomeric repeat DNA binding; telomerase RNA binding; protein binding. NCBI's taxonomy places the organism in Eukaryota, Fungi, Ascomycota, Sordariomycetes, Glomerellales, Glomerellaceae. Gene Ontology annotation, biological process: nuclear-transcribed mRNA catabolic process, nonsense-mediated decay. The transcript is spliced from 5 exons. The coding region runs from base 1 to 2772 and encodes 923 amino acids.
AUGGCGGAUCAUAUUGAAGCAGCGAAGCAGGCCUGGCACCAAGCCCAGAAGCUUCGCAAGCACCUGCAGAAGGAGGUUGAGAAGCUCAAGAGUGACUCCGAUGGCAACGACCUUAAGCAUUUCGAGGCCUUGGAGAGUGUCAUUUCCUCUCUCCGCCUCGCCUGCCUCCAUGUCAUAUUCCACGAUUUCGAGUACUCCGCCACCGAAAAGGUCGACUCCAACCUCUGGCAAGCACACAGCAUUGUCAACAGCGAGUACCGAAAGGUCUUGGGCCGUCUGAGAUCGGCACAGCUCGCCGUCCAGAAGCGCAAGCUGGAUAGGAUGUAUAGUGGCUUCCUGAAGACGGCGCAAAAGUUCUACGUCGCCUUUGUCCAGCGCCUGUCCGCAGUGUACCCGAUUCCCGAGCUUCAGCGCAUCGCAGAGGGCAUCAAGGCAGAUAAGCUGGCGGAGGAGAACCCCAUGGCCAAUACCACGCCCGCCGUCCGCCAAAUCAUCCUCAAGUAUGUCCACUCGGCUCUCAUACACUUGGGCGACCUCUCGAGAUACCGGAUGCAGGCACGUCAUAAGGUCCCCAGCUAUGAGGCCGCCUUGACCUACUAUUCCCUCGCCCACGACAUUAUCCCCACCUCGGGCUUCGCCCACCAUCAAAUGGGCAUCAUUUACUUGGAUGAGAAGAAGCAUUUGGAUAUCAUAUACCACUUCUACCGCGCCCUGGCCAUUGAGGAGCCACAUCCAAUGGCUUCUCAAAACCUCGAGGCCGAGUUAAAGAGUCUACAGGGGCCCAUUACACCGGCUCGUCGCACUGGUCCUCCUGAUACCCAGGAGGCCUUUGUGGCCUGGUUCGUCCGUCUGCAUUCUCACUUCAACAAGGGUGAAGUGUUCUCAUCCUACCAGGAGCUCGAGAAGGAAGUGAUCAAUCAUCUGGAAAUUGCUAUCAAGGCCCCCAAUACUCGGGCCAUGCUCCUCAAGAUGGUCUUGCUCAACAUUUCUGCCUUUUACGCUUCGAAUAAGAAACUGAGCGGUAACCGGACCGAGGCUGCUUUGCGUUCGUCUCACUUCAUUCUACGUCUGAAUGCUCGGUUCUUCUUGACGUUCUGUCGACUCCUUAAGAAGGAGCUGGAGAAGCUUAUCGAAGAGCAGACAUCCAGCGAACAGGAUGGUACUGUAGACAAAGUCACGGCUUUGACAGAGAACACUCUUCCGUUCGUGCGCCUGUAUGCCGCCUGCCUCGUGGCCUGUCGUACUGAGAUUAUGAGUGCCCAAGACACUCCCGAGCUCUUUGUUAAGGACAUGUACCGAGGCUUUGCGAAGGCGCUGACUGGCCUUUGUGAGAUGUACGGCAAUGAGGAUCUCAAGCUCGCCCCGUACCUGCUUGCCGAGGAUCAGGAAGCGAUAGGAAUGCUCCCCCUUUGCGACCCACAGCUGCCGCAGAGUUGUCGCCUUAACUACAACGAGGAUACUGGAAACCUGAAGCCGCAGGUCCAGCACUACAGCGGCCAGAAGCUCGACGCUCUCCAAGAGACCUUCUCCAGGGUCCUGGACACCAUCAAGUGUGGUUUCUUCCUCGCCAACGAUGAUACGAACUUUCCGUUCACCUACACUUCGUCGCCAAAGGGACUCAUCUUCAAAUACGAAGAGGACUAUACGCCAAAGCCUUCGGUCGUUGCCGCCGUUCCUCGACCUGCAAUUGAGAAAGAUGCCACCGUGGAGGUUUCUACGGCGCAUCGUGAACGGUCUCAGCAUUCUGGUCGUGUCAGAGAUACACCUUCGAGUGCAGCACCGUCUGUACCGCCCCAUAGUACAGCUCCGCCGCAGCCGCAGUCGCAUCCUACUCCGGGUCGCAACAGGGUCCACGGCCAGUCCGAGUAUGACUUGAGCUCCGAUGCUGAGAUGCUCCAUAUGGUCAACGACUUCCUGAUGCCUCCCCAAGCCCAUGUCUCUCCCACAGAGAGUCACGAGGAUACUUCGUACGGAAUGAAUUCAGCCAUGGCCAACGAGGUAUUUGCCAAGACGUUCCCAAGCCUUCCGUGGAACAUGAUCUACACCCCGACGCCUCAGGGCAAGAACUCGGAGCUGACGCCACCAGACCGCGCCAUUAGAGAUGCAGCCGCUAGGAGGUCCUUCGAUGGAAGUGCCCACCCCAAGAGGAACCUCUCGGUCUCCGGUCAUGCUAUGUUUGAUGACCCCUUUGCAGAUGUUCGCGAAAAUCCUUACGUGUCUCGACAGCAGCAGCAGCAGCAGCAGCGGGCCUUCUCCAGCACUCCUGAUAUCACGGCCCAUCAAGACCGCCUCCUGCAGGCUUUUGGCAAGCAGCCUACUGACUCGAGAUCCAUGAGCCGUGACUUUUCAGGAGGAGGCUACGGCCUGUGGGGAAGCCCAUAUGCGGAUCUCAAUCCCAACGCGCUGCAGCCUAGAGCAUCGUCUACCCAUGCUCGCUCCUUGAGUGGUUCCCGACCUCCAUACGCCCAGAGCCCCAGCAUGGCUCAUGGUGCUGCGGGGAGCUUCUCACCGCCUUCAGGAACCCAGUUUUCUAAUGUUAGCGGCAUCUUCCAGAGCACUCCGUGCAACGGCAUCAACUACACCGCGACCACUGCUUUCGGAAGAGGUCCCAUUGCCGACAUGCGGGAAGAUCCUACCCACUACAAGAAUCUGGUCAGACAGAACGGAGGUGCCGCUACUGACGGCUACACAGCCGGAUACAACGACAUGAUUCUUCAGUCUGCCAUGUCCGACGAGAUGAAGCGCGCUUCCGGUCAAAACUCGCGUCACUGA